Messenger RNA from Rhodofomes roseus, 2517 nucleotides. RefSeq lists its product as uncharacterized. The transcript has 17 exons. Lineage: Eukaryota; Fungi; Basidiomycota; Agaricomycetes; Polyporales; Fomitopsidaceae. Bases 1 to 2517 code for a protein of 838 amino acids. The record is from RefSeq and is a predicted model, not a curated record.
AUGACCAAGGGGCAACGGGGCAAGAAGAAACGGUCACUCAACGCGGAGGGACUUAUUGCGCAGGGGACAUCUGCUAAAGGCGAUGUCAGCCACGAGGCCCCCCGAGCAAAAAACGUACCAAUUGACACUGCCGAUGGAAUAUAUGACUUACAGAGAGAGCUGAGGUCCUUGAAGCGCGCCGAGCGCGACGCAUUCGAGCAGGCACGCGAGGAAGACAUUGCAAACCCAACCAUUACCCGGCCUCGUGCGGCCAAAACCAAGGCGUACGAUGUCAGAAUUUGGAAGCCGAAAGCCCGCGAGCCUAAACCCGACGUGCCUGAGCCCAGUGGAGAGCCAGCGAGCGGCUCGGACACUGUGACAAAGCAAGUCAAACCUUCGCGAAUGGGAACGGGUCAAGGGCAACCAUCGGUUGUGACCGAGGAGAUGUCCAAGUCGUCCCUGCCGACGCAGACGUCUCGUGCGCAGGCCUCCGCCCGAUCUAAAACCGUGACGGUCGACCCAGAGAUAAGUGAUGGCGAACUUGAGUAUGUGACCAUGGACAAUCCUCAGCGCAUGGACGAUGUAGAGAAGAUAAGUCCACGCACCGACUCGGACUUAGAUCAACAGCACCGUGAGAGAGUAGCCGCCGGCAAUCGACGACCCAGCAUCGAUGACGGUGAAGGCUCUGAGGCUGAGUCCAAUGGUCGCGGGUCGGACGCUGAAGAGUACGAAUCAGGUGCGGACCUUGAGAGUGAAGAGGACUUUGGUGUCCAAGGUGGGUACGCACCAUCGAGCCGCAAGACGGAUAAGGUGGCGGCACAAUUGAAGCAAGGCUCAGUCAAGGUCGUCUCUAACGGGCGCAAUAGUCGUCGUGUACUCCAAUCCGACUCAGAGACUGGAGGGUCCGAUUAUGCUCCCGACUUCCUAGAGCCCGAUUACGAGUCACCUUCCGACCAUGAGUCCGCCGGUGCGCGCGACUCAGGAGACGAAGCUCAAGUAGCGCAAGAAGGUCCUGCGAAAUACCGAAAUCUGGACGGAUCAGUUGAUCACGAGUGGAAGGAAAUGAUCAUCCACCGUGGGCAGCGCCCUAAGCUGCCGGCUAUUCGCCACUACGUACAACAAGCCGACGAGAACGUCACGCCCAGCAGCGAGGAGUAUCGCCGUAACGCUUCAUUGCCGCAGCCUCCGAGUAAGCCGGCCUUGGUUUCUUCCAAGAAGCAUAGUGCCACCUCGCAGCAUCCAGAUCUCGCCAGACAAACCAUCAAUGAUGAGGUUGCUACCACGAAGACGAAGCGGCAGGGCAGCUUCCGCCAGAAUGACACGCAGGCACCGGGCGGGCUCAUCAGCAGUGAAGAGGAUUCAGCACCGCCCGCCUAUCGCCGCGGCCGCCCGGGAGCGAAUAAGCCACGACGCGCUUCAGGGAAACAGCCGACCGCAGUGGUGUCUUCCAAUCGAUCCAUCCCCGCGAGCGCCCUGGCUCACACUGCAGCGCCAGGCGCACGGAACGAACGCCAGGCAUCUCGCGAAGGUGCUCACUCAGGCUCCGAGUCCGACGACGGCGAUGAUGCAGCCGCAGAUCAUCCUCAACUGUUGCUCGCUAGUGACGAGAAUGUCUGGCCGGAGGACACGGAUGUGACGUUUGUUGAGAAUGGCAAGAAGGUGGCUGGUCUGAACUCGCAGACAUCGCUCAAGGUACGCACGCUGUUGAAGUCGACGAUCGCCCAAGAGCUUCCGCAAGCUCUCGCGCUUGUCAACGCCUUCCCGAACGUUGGCGAGCGGCCCAAAAUGUUCCUCGACAUUUUCAUCGCUAGUACACGCCGCCUCGGCUCAAACUACACGACGAUCGCCCAGCGCCUCUUGCAAGAUUCCGCGUAUGUCAUUGGUUUACUGUAUUUGCCCACAAAGAGGAUGUGUUCCAUCCGUGGCCCCUGGUAUGGUGCCUGCCGUGACGCUGUAUGGGAGGGAUAUGGCCUCAAGGCUGUUGAGGACGACCCGGAGGCCCUGCAGAAGGCUGUAGAAGCACUGCUGCUCAACCAUCAGUUCAUAUGCCCCGGUAAACUUGUGAAUGGCAAGUAUACCGAAUUCAAGCGAGACUUACCUUUCUGCGCGGAGCCAAUCAUCAACCUCACGAACAUCCUGUUCCUCGGGCCGAAAGCAGUGUGCCCAAUCAAAGACUCGGUGUUCACCUCCUCCAUCAAGACGGGACCUGAGUCGGAGAAACGAGAGAUCCCACAGGCGAUGGCUGCGCUCCUUGCAACAUUCGCUGGCGCGGCGAUUGGAGAGGGCCUGCAUGGCACCCGCGAGCCCCUCCAGGACCGUGAGAACGAAGGCUUCAAUUCGAUCAAACAGGAGACACCUUACCGGGACCACCUCGCAACCCUCUCGACGCUCCAUCCAAUGGGUCGUCACAAGAUCCUAGGCUACAUCUUCAAAGAAGCGAAGACUGCUCAUAUGAAGAGGGGUGCUGCGCAGACUCGUACGACCACUGCCAGUGCCUUUGUGGACCCCAUGACUGCUGGCAUGGACAUUGACCUGUAG